AUGAACAUGGAGAUUCCAAAGAUAAGUGUUAUUAAUCCCAUCGUAGAGCUCGAUGGUGAUGAGAUGACACGCAUUAUCUGGCAACAUAUCCGUGACAAGCUCAUUUUACCGUUUGUGGACUUAAAAAUUGAUUACUAUGAUCUUGGUCUCGAACAUCGGAAUGCUACGAAUGACAAGGUGACGCUUGAAGCUGCACAUGCAAUUCAAAAGCAUCAUGUUGGUAUCAAAUGUGCUACAAUUACACCGGAUGAAGCUCGUGUGGAAGAAUUUGGACUGAAGAAAAUGUGGCUUAGUCCUAAUGGUACAUUGCGUAAUGAAUUGGGUGGGACUGUAUUUCGUGAGCCUAUUGUGUGCAAGAAUAUUCCUAAAUUAGUCCCUGGCUGGAAAGAACCGAUUAUUAUCGGUCGUCAUGCGUUUGGUGAUCAGUACAAAGCUAUUGACUUUGUUGCAAAGGAACCAGGGACGUUCAAGAUUACAUUUACACCUGCUCGUAGUGAAGCAGCAUCCGAAGAAUAUCAUGUUUAUGAUUUUAAAGGUACCGAUGGAGGUGUAGGAAUGGGCAUGUACAACACAACGGAAUCAAUUACCGGAUUUGCCAAGUCGUGCUUUGAAUACGCACUGGAACGCAAGAUGCCAUUGUAUUUGAGCACGAAGAACACCAUUUUGAAACGCUAUGAUGGAUGUUUCAAGGAUAUUUUUCAACAAAUGUAUGAAGAAGCGUACGAAGGUAAAUUCAAAGAAGUUGACAUUUGGUAUGAACAUCGUCUGAUUGAUGAUAUGGUCGCACAGUGUCUCAAGUCUACAGGUGGUUUUAUCUGGGCUUGUAAGAACUAUGACGGUGACGUGCAGUCGGAUAUUUUAGCCCAGGGUUUUGGUUCCCUGGGUCUAAUGACAAGUGUAUUGCUAACUCCCGAUGGUAAAACACUGGAGGCUGAGGCUGCACACGGUACCGUGACACGCCAUUAUCGUGUACAUCAAAAUGGUGGUGAGACAAGUACGAACUCAAUUGCAAGUAUCUUUGCAUGGACACGGGGUUUGCUUCACCGUGCAAAAUUGGAUGACAACAAGGAGCUGAAGCUCUUUUGUGAGGAUUUAGAGGCUUGCAUUAUUGAAAGUGUUGAAGCUGGUCAGAUGACCAAGGAUUUGGCACUGCUCAUUCAUGGUUCAAACAUGAAGCGCGAACAUUACCUCGAUACGUUUGAAUUCAUUGACAUGAUAGCCAAGAAUUUGCGUCUACGUCUUGUGAAUUCUUCAAGUUUCAAUGCAUUGUAA
Molecule: messenger RNA, 1272 nt
Organism: Peronospora belbahrii
Lineage: Eukaryota; Oomycota; Peronosporomycetes; Peronosporales; Peronosporaceae
Source: the annotation of a GenBank genome assembly